UGAAGAACUACUUUUUAUAUUGAAUCACUAUUUUGAGUGUCACUUCACUUGACAAGUCUUUGUUGCGAGAAGCUAAGGCAGUCUUCUUCAUCCUUAUAACGAUUAAUUAAUAAUUAACCCCAUCUUAUUAAUAAUAGUCUAAGGGGAAUCAGAACUCACAAGAAUAAUUUCGAAUCUGAAAUGGCAUAUGCGGCACUGAUUACUAACGAGUUAUGAGCGAGCAAGGGUUAACGUUCACGUGCUUGCUUCGUUUUGAACUACUAUUUACUACUACUUCCAAUUUUCCCUCCUUCGCAGAUAACCUAACCGAAUUGCAACUCUGCGCUUUUUUCACAUCUAGGGUUUGUUAAAUUCAUGGCUUCCCCUGCUCGUUUUGACGAUGAUUUUGAUUUCGGAGGCGAAUUUGGCGGAAGGCGUUCAGGUAAUAAGAGACCAUCUCUGGAUUAUGACGAUGAAGAUUAUGAUAACGAUCCUUUUGCACCGAAGAAGGCUAAAUCUAAAGUGGAAGAAACUGCCUCGGGUGUAACAACGGGAAUGAUUUUGUCACUUCGCGAGAGCCUUCAGGAAUGUAAGGAUCAGCUUGCAACAUGCCAAAAUGAGCUUGAGGCUGCAAAGUCUGAGAUUCAGAGUUGGCAUUCUUCACUUCAAAAUGAGCCUGUUGUACGUACUGGGGAUACUCCAGAGCCAAAAAUGUUGAUUAUUUAUCUUCAGGCCCUGAAAUCAUCUGAAGAGUCUUUGAGAGACCAGCUUGAAAAAGCAAAGAAAAAAGAAGCUGCCUUCAUUGUAACAUUUGCAAAACGGGAACAAGAGAUAGCAGAGUUGAAAUCUGCUGUGCGGGAUCUGAAAGUACAACUUAAGCCUCCAUCAAUGCAGGCAAGGAGGCUGUUACUGGAUCCGGCUGUUCAUGAAGAGUUCACACGUUUGAAGAAUUUAGUGGAGGAAAAGGACAAAAAAGUAAAGGAGUUGCAAGAUAACAUUUCUGCUGUAACUUUUACUUCGCAAAGCAAGAUGGGGAAGAUGCUGAUGGCUAAAUGUAGAACCCUGCAGGAAGAAAAUGAGGAGAUUGGAAAUCAAGCUUCUGAAGGAAAGAUACAUGAAUUAACAAUGAAACUUGCAUUACAGAAGUCCCAGAAUGCACAACUCAGAAGUCAAUUUGAAGGAUUGCAGAAGCAUAUGGAAGGGCUGACAAAUGAUGUGGAGAGAUCAAAUGAAACGGUUCUUAUGUUGCAAGAUAAGUUAGAAGAGAAAGAUCAGGAGAUCCAAAGACUGAAAAAUGAGCUCCAACAAAAAAACCUAACGGAGGAUGGAAGGAAUGAUGCAGCAGCUAAUAGGAGUGACAGUGAUAAAAUAGUGACCGAGGAAGAUGCAAAUUAACUUUGGUUUAAUUUUAUUUUUUGUAGGAACAUUUUUUAUUAAGUUUCUACUGGUGGUUGUAUAUUAUAUUCAAUAUUGAUUAUUCAAUUUGAUAAACCUCUUUUCUAAGCAACAUGGAGUUGUGAAACCAAGUUUAUGAGAAAUGAUUUUGCUACUGGUUUGAAUGGAAUAUAGUACUCAUUGCGGAUGGUGCUACUUA
This is a messenger RNA of Cicer arietinum (chickpea), 1573 nucleotides long. Its product is annotated as FKBP12-interacting protein of 37 kDa-like. The record is from RefSeq and is a predicted model, not a curated record. NCBI's taxonomy places the organism in Eukaryota, Viridiplantae, Streptophyta, Magnoliopsida, Fabales, Fabaceae. Gene Ontology annotation, biological process: regulation of alternative mRNA splicing, via spliceosome; mRNA modification. Gene Ontology annotation, cellular component: nucleus.